Messenger RNA from Benincasa hispida (wax gourd), 2869 nucleotides. Lineage: Eukaryota; Viridiplantae; Streptophyta; Magnoliopsida; Cucurbitales; Cucurbitaceae. The record is from RefSeq and is a predicted model, not a curated record.
ACCCUCCAAAAAUCUACUUCUUCUUAUUCUACAGGCCUUGACAGCCCUAUUAAAUACUUGGGUUUCUCCUUCUUUUGUUUUUGCACACAACCUGUUUGAUAAUUUGCCCAAGAGAGGGAUUGAGAGCUCUGUGGGUGGUGGUGAAGGAUUUGAUGGUCCUUUGUUGAAGAAGACGACAUCGUUUUGAAGUGAGAAAGAAAGGACCCCAAAUUCUUCAUCACUUUCAUCAUCAUCAUCAUCCUCAAAUCCCAUCUCUUUUUAUCUCUUCUUCUCCUUUGCCACUAAUCCUAGAUCUCCCUGUCCCUGUCUCUUGUGUCAUUUCCAAAUUCCUUGCAAUUCUAAGGUGUUGGGUGCACCUAAUUGUGGCUUCUUAUAUAUCCCAACAACCCCGAUCUGUUUUUCCACCUUAUUCUUUUGGUUUAAAUCUUCUUUUAAGAAACAAAAUCAGAGAUUUUGAAGAUAUGGGUCACUGCAUCUAGACUCUUUAGAUUCAUUAUCCUUAUUUUUUUUCCUCUCUUGGGAUUCCAGGUGUCAGAAAACCACAAUAGAUUUGAGACUGCCCCACCCAAUCGACGAGCUUCAAUCGUGGGUUCAUCCAAUAGAACCUAUUUAACUCAUCUCCCCUGAUUUUUAUUGAAUGACAGCUGGGUUUGGGCGUUUGUACGUUUUUUAAUGCUUUAAAGGAAGGAAGAUUGAGAAGUUGAGGAAGCUGUACUAACUCUCUUUUGGUUCUUUGAUUGAUUAAGCCAAAUUUCCCCACCAAAGUUUGUCUUGUGAGGUGGCUUAAGGCACCUCUAGUUUGCUCUGUUAGAAACUUUGAUGAGGAGGCCCACCGUUGGGGUUGGUGGGCUUCUUUCAACCAAUUAAAACCCACAUUUGAAAGGUGCCUCAGGUUUCCAUUCUAAACUCACUUUUUUCUCUUUCUUAAUGAUAUAGGAGGAGAUAGAAAGAAGUAAAAGGGAUUUCCUUGCAGUAUUAUUCCUCUUAUUAACCAUUUGUAUUUCCUCAAUUGGUUCAUUCAUUGAUCUUUUCUCAUAUCUUUUAUUUCCUAAAUCCAUUUUUUAUCCAUAAGAUAAUACCUCUUUUGUGAUGCUUCUUUGUUUCUUCCUCACAUGUAUUUCCUUCAUUCUCUUUUUAAAGUCCCUCUCUCUCAAACCUCUCCCACUAUGGGCAGAUGAGAUGAGGUUCUUGUCCCACUGGUUCUGGAAAGAAUUAUCUUUCUUUCCAAUCUACAAGGUGAUCAAGAAUAGUCUUUGUACUUAUACUUUUAGUAUUUCAUCGAAGAUGUCCUUCAAGAAGAAAUAUCUUUCAAAAGUAGAGAAUGUUGAGGAAAGUGGCGAGAUGUCGGUGUUGGACUUGCCAGAAUUGGCCUUAGAAUGCAUUCUAGAGAGACUUCCACCUGAUGCUCUAUGUAGUAUGGCAGGUGUUUGUAGUUCAUUGAGAGAGAGAUGCAUAAGUGACCAUCUUUGGGAGAAGCACAUGAAGAGAAAAUGGGGUAAAGUUAUUGGUCAAGCUGCUUACAGAGAGUGGCAAUGGCAUCUUGCUUCUAGAGCGGGUGUGUGUAACCUUAAGCAAAACAAGCAGAAGAGCCUAAUUAGACUUUUUUCUUUUGGUUGGUCUCUUUCAUGGAUUAGAUCAAAGGUUAAUGACAAUAACACGCCACGGAAUUCCCUACCGGUCCAUUCGAUCAUGGCUUGGUAUCUUGCUCUUGAGACUGGCAGAUUCUGGUUCCCGGCUCAGGUCUAUAACCGUGAGAAUGGCCAUGUUGGUUUCAUGUUGUCUUGUUAUGAUGCGGAGCUUUGCUAUGAUCCCCGCACGGACACCUUCCAAGCGAGGUAUCCUCCACAUGGUAGGCGAGCAAUUGCAAUUGAGAAUGGUGUGCAAUGGGAGAGGCUUAGAGCACCGCCCAUCGAUACUCCUCCACACGAUCUUCAUGUCUCUGACUGUUUGAACGAAUUAUGCCCUGGUGACCACAUUGAGAUACAGUGGAGAAAAAACAAAGAUUUCCCUUAUGGUUGGUGGUAUGGAGUUGUUGGUCACUUGGAAACAUGUGAUGGAGAUGCUAAUCACUGCAGAUGUCAGUAUAGUGUGGAAUACUUGUGUCCAACCACUGAUCAAUUGAAUUGUCUUAGUGGAACAUUUAUGGUCAACUACUCUGAGGUAACUGAAUGUUUCCCCAAGCCUUCUGUUAUUGGUUGAGUCGGUGUUGGUCUUAACAAUUGGGAAAUUAAUGAAUUAUGAAAGUUACUUUUACGGUUAACAAUUUUCAACUGGAUAUGUAUAGCACUAGACAUUGAUUUUAUUAUUUUUUUAGUUCAAACAUGUGGGUUGAGAUUCAAACUCAUAACCUUCUAGUUAAAAAAACAAAUGUUUUAACCAAUUGAGUUAUGCUUCAAUUGACAUGUUAAUAAAUUCAAGUUUCAAAAACUUUGUGAAGAUGAACUUUAUGGAUACUUUUCCAAAAUAAACACUACUUGUCUAUCUCUAAUCAAUUUGAUGGGACAACUACUACCCUCACAAUAUUUUGCAUUAAACAACUAGUAGGAUAUUUGAUAUUAUAUAAGGCUGCCUUGGAGUUUGAAUCUAUGACUUCAAAAGCAUUUAGGUCCCAUCAGUUCAAGAUUUUUCAAAACAUCAUUUCUGUUAUGAAUAUUGGCCAACUGAUGAAAUAGUACAUUCAAUUUUCUUCCCAAAAUGAUAAAAAAGUAUGUGGAGAUGCCUCAUCUAUAAUAUCCAGUUAUGAAUGCCUCUUAAGACGACAGGUCAUUCUAAUUAGUGACUUCUUCCAUCAUCAAACUUUUCCUGCAGUGUUCAAUUUGGUUUUGUCAUUAUCAUGUAGAAGAUUAAAAGUGAUUAUUGUUUAUAUGUA